Molecule: messenger RNA, 539 nt
Organism: Dendrobium catenatum
Lineage: Eukaryota; Viridiplantae; Streptophyta; Magnoliopsida; Asparagales; Orchidaceae
Product: protein unc-50 homolog
Exons: 5
Coding region: 120-494 (124 amino acids)
Cellular component (GO): Golgi membrane
Source: RefSeq, a predicted model, not a curated record
UAAAAAUCAUUGAACAUCAAUAAUUUUUGCUUUUCUUUAUUUUUUCUAUCAUACUCGCCAGGGUUAGCUAGAGCCCGGUCGGAUCUGGGAACAGAGGGAAAGAGAGACACUCCAGAGCGAUGCUGCCAACGGUAUCGAAAGGGCGCGCGUCCUCUACCGUGCGCCCCUCUCCCGUCUUAGCCCACUACCUCCGGAGAAUAGUCAAGUGGCAACAAAUGGACAUCGAGUACACAUUUUGGCAAAUGCUUCAUCUUUGCACUUCACCAAAAGUUGUCAGCUACCAACACACAAAGUACCAUAAGCAAACCAAAAACCAGUGGGCACGAGAUGAUCCUGCCUUCAUAGUGAUUCUCUCUUUAUUCGUGGUUGUUGCUACUUCUGCUUAUUGUGCCGCGUAUGAUUCAAGUUUUGGACAUGCUGUCUUUACAGUUAUAUCAGUACUUUUUUUUCAUUUCUUAGUAUCUGGCAUAGUUUUGGCAACUUCUUGUUGGUAAGAAUUCACAUGAAUAUUUGUUAUUCCAUUUAUUUUCAAAUUGCUA